AUGAUAAGACUUAUCCAAAUUUUAGAAAAUUAUGGAAACUGGAAGCAGGUGCUUCAAGUCAUUGAGUGGAUGCAAGCAAGAGAACGCUUCAAGUCUAACAGGAUAAGAAACAUUUACACUGCUGCGCUUGAUGCACUUGGGAAGGCAACAAGACCUAUGGAAUCACUGAAUAAAUCAUUUGAAUCCCUGAAGCCUGAUAUGUUGAUUGUAUUAGGAAACGUAUCUGCACAAGGAGCAAAGUUAAGUACAAGCAAACAGUCAUUAAAUUUGUGCUACAAGAAUUUCACAGUUUGUUGGGUCCAUUUCUUGACCUACCAUACCAUGUUAUUCCUGGAGAUAGAGACAUUGGAGAAUGCAAUGGCAUUGGAUUUCGAUGGUUAUGGUGCAUUUGAAAUUGGUAAUUGA
Lactuca saligna is the source of this 405-nucleotide messenger RNA. The record is from the annotation of a GenBank genome assembly. NCBI's taxonomy places the organism in Eukaryota, Viridiplantae, Streptophyta, Magnoliopsida, Asterales, Asteraceae.